Molecule: messenger RNA, 998 nt
Organism: Cyprinodon tularosa
Lineage: Eukaryota; Metazoa; Chordata; Actinopteri; Cyprinodontiformes; Cyprinodontidae
Product: trace amine-associated receptor 1-like
Exons: 1
Coding region: 54-998 (314 amino acids)
Biological process (GO): chemical synaptic transmission; G protein-coupled receptor signaling pathway, coupled to cyclic nucleotide second messenger
Cellular component (GO): membrane; dendrite
Molecular function (GO): melanocortin receptor activity; G protein-coupled serotonin receptor activity; neurotransmitter receptor activity
Source: RefSeq, a predicted model, not a curated record
UAUUUGUUGCAAUUUUAUUUUUUAUUUUUUUUAUUUUCAACAGAAUUGAUGACAUGGUUAAAGACCAUCAUCUCUGCAAUGAAUCGGCACAGCUGCAUGGACAAACUGUGACGUCUUAUGUACUAGAUGUAGUGGUUGUUUCUUUGUCACUUCUGAUAAUAUGUGGGAAUCUUCUUGUAAUCAUCUCUGUCAUUUACUUCAAACAGCUGCACACUCCAACAAACUUCCUCAUCCUCUCUCUGGCUGUGACUGACCUGCUUGUUGGAGCUUUAGUUUUACCUUUCAGUGCAAUAUUGUCUAUGAGCUCAUGCUGGUAUUCAGGUUAUUUACUCUGUAAAAUGCGAGAUCUUUUUGACAUAUUACUAUGUGCAUCAUCCAUUUUAAACUUGUGCUGUAUAUCAAUAGAUAGAUAUUAUGCUGUGUGUCAUCCUCUAACAUACAAAAGUAAAAUGAAUGGUUGUGUUACUCUGACUAUAAUCCUAGUGAGUUGGACUCUUUCAGCUUUGCUUGCUAUAGCAAUUAAUGUCCGUGGAAAAGGUGAAGAAAAUCUCAACUGUGAGAUUUUUGUUGCAACAAAAGAGUCAAGCCCUGGACCAAUUUUUGCAUUUUACAUUCCAGCAAUUAUCAUUUUAACAAUCUAUCUUAAAAUUUUGACAGUAGCAAAGGGGCAGGCAAGGCGAAUACAAAACACUUUAAAAUCUGAGGCAGCUCUCAGUAAGAUGGAGAAAAAAGCCAACGUAACUCUGACUAUAGUUCUGGGAGUCUUCCUCAUAUGUUGGACUCCUUUCUUUGUAUCACAGGGUUUGUACAGUAUGGGCAGGCUCACAAUACCAAUUGUGGUGAUUGAAGCAUUUAAAUGGCUUGGAUGGUCUAAUUCUAUGUUAAAUCCUUUGGUUUAUGCUUUCUUCUACAGGUGGUUCAGAAAUGCUUUUACAAUAAUAAUUUCUGGUAAAAUAUUUCAAGGGAAUUUUACUAGUGCAAACCUGUGUCAUAGUUAA